Messenger RNA from Neomonachus schauinslandi (Hawaiian monk seal), 2830 nucleotides. RefSeq names its product chondroitin polymerizing factor (gene CHPF). Gene Ontology annotation, cellular component: Golgi cisterna membrane. NCBI's taxonomy places the organism in Eukaryota, Metazoa, Chordata, Mammalia, Carnivora, Phocidae. Gene Ontology annotation, molecular function: glucuronosyl-N-acetylgalactosaminyl-proteoglycan 4-beta-N-acetylgalactosaminyltransferase activity. The record is from RefSeq and is a predicted model, not a curated record.
GGGCUGCUCCGGGGCCGGCGGCCCGCGGUCCCGGCGCCAUGCGGGCAUCGCUGCUGCUUUCGGUGCUGCGGCCCGCAGGGCCCGUGGCCGUGGGCAUCUCCCUGGGCUUCACUCUGAGCCUGCUCAGCGUCACCUGGGUGGAGGAGCCGUGCGGCCCAGGGCCGCCCCAACCCGGAGAUUCUGAGCUGCCGCCGCGCGGCAACACCAAUGCAGCGCGCCGGCCCAACUCGGUGCAGCCCGGAGCCGAGCGCGAGAGGCCCGGGACCGGCGCAGGCGCCGGGGAGAACUGGGAGCCGCGUGUCUUGCCCUACCAUCCUGCACAGCCUGGCCAGGCCGCCAAAAAGGCCGUCAGGACCCGAUACAUCAGCACAGAGCUGGGCAUCCGGCAGAGGCUGCUUGUGGCGGUGCUGACCUCACAAGCCACGUUGCCCACACUGGGUGUGGCCGUGAACCGCACGCUGGGGCACCGGCUAGAGCGCGUGGUGUUCCUGACCGGCUCUCGGGGCCGCCGGGCACCACCGGGCAUGGCCGUGGUGACACUGGGUGAGGAGCGGCCCAUCGGGCACCUGCACCUGGCACUGCGCCACCUACUGGAGCAACACGGUGACGACUUUGACUGGUUCUUCAUAGUGCCUGAUGCCACCUACACCGAGGCCCAUGGACUGGCUCGCCUAGCUGGCCGUCUUAGCCUGGCAGCCGCCGCCCACCUCUAUCUGGGCCGGCCGCAGGACUUCAUCGGGGGAGAGCCCGCCCCAGGCCGCUACUGCCACGGCGGCUUUGGGGUGCUGCUGUCUCGCACACUGCUGCAGCAGCUGCGCCCCCACCUGGAAAGCUGCCGCAACGACAUCGUCAGCUCGCGCCCGGACGAGUGGCUGGGGCGCUGCAUCCUCGAUGCCACCGGGGUGGGCUGCACCGGCGACCACGAGGGAGUCCACUAUAGCUACCUGGAGCUACGCCCUGGGGAGCAUGUGCAGGAAGGAGACCCCCAUUUCCGCAGUGCCCUGACAGCCCACCCUGUGCAUGACCCCGUGCAUAUGUACCAGCUGCACAAAGCUUUUGCCCGAGCUGAGCUGGAACGCACAUACCAGGAGAUCCAGGAGCUGCAGUGGGAGAUCCAGAACACCAGCCAUCUGGCAGCUGACGGGGAGCGGGCAGCCGCCUGGCCCGUGGGCAUUCCAGCACCAUCCCGCCCGGCCUCCCGCUUUGAGGUGCUGCGCUGGGACUAUUUCACAGAGCAGCAUGCUUUCUCCUGUGCUGACGGUUCGCCCCGAUGCCCACUGCGAGGGGCCGACCGGGCCGAUGUGGCUGACGUUCUAGGGGCAGCCCUGGAAGAGCUCAAUCGUCGCUACCACCCAGCCCUGCGGCUCCAGAAACAGCAGCUGGUUAACGGCUACCGACGCUUUGAUCCUGCCCGGGGCAUGGAGUACACACUGGACUUGCAGCUGGAGGUGCUGACCCCCCAGGGCAGCCGCCGGCCCCUGACCCACCGGGUGCAGCUGCUACGGCCGCUGAGCCGUGUGGAGAUCUUGCCUGUGCCCUAUGUCACGGAGGCCUCACGUCUCACCGUGUUACUGCCUCUGGCUGCGGCCGAGCGUGACCUGGCCCCUGGCUUCCUGGAGGCCUUCGCCGCUGCAGCCCUGGAGCCCGGCGACGCGGCAGCGGCCUUGACCCUGCUGCUCCUGUAUGAGCCCCGGCAGGCCCAGCGGGCGGCCCACGCGGACAUCUUUGCACCUGUCAAGGCCCGCGUGGCCGAACUGGAGCGGCGUUUCCCCGGUGCCCGGGUGCCCUGGCUCAGUGUGCAGACGGCCGCGCCCUCACCGCUGCGCCUCCUGGAUCUGCUCUCCAAGAAGCACCCGCUGGACACGCUGUUCCUGCUGGCCGGGCCAGACACGGUGCUCACGCCUGACUUCCUGAACCGCUGCCGCAUGCACGCCAUCUCCGGCUGGCAGGCCUUCUUCCCCAUGCACUUCCAGGCCUUCCACCCGGCCGUGGCCCCCCCCCAGGGCCCCGGGCCCCCGGAGCUGGGCCGAGACACGGGCCGCUUUGAUCGCCAGGCGGCCAGCGAGGCCUGCUUCUACAACUCCGACUACGUGGCGGCUCGCGGGCGGCUUGCAGCGGCCCCCGAGCAGGAGGAGGAGCUGCUGGAGAGCCUGGACGUGUACGGGCUCUUCCUGCGCUUCUCCGGCCUCCACGUGCUGCGGGCCGUGGAGCCCGCACUGCUGCAGCGCUACCGGGCCCAGGCGUGCAGCGCGCGGCUCGGCGAGGACCUGUACCACCGCUGCCGCGAGAGCGAGCUGGAGGGCCUGGGCUCCCGCACCCAGCUAGCCAUGCUGCUCUUCGAGCAGGAGCAGGGCAACAGCACCUGAGCCCGCCCCGCAGCCCGGAGCCCCGGCAUGGCAGCGCCCCCCACCAACUCCUCCCCAGCAACCCAGAGCCACCUACCAGCCUCGCCGGACAGGGCUGGCUGCAGCCUCGGACCCCAGGGCCGCCCGCGGGCGCCCUCUCUCUAGCUUUGUGGGUCCUCGGGCUCAGGACAGGCCCCGGCGGGGCGGGGGGUGGGGGGAACCUCCGGAACCGCCCCUUCCUGCCCCAAACCUGGUCUCCCUGCCCCUGCCCCCCUUGACGCUGCUGAUCAGGCUGUGGCCUCUUGAGUAUUUAUGCAGUGCAGUCUGCCUGACGCCAGCCCCAUCUCCUAGGGCCUCCUGGGGGCUGGGCUGUAGAUGAGUGGUUGGGGAAGAGGGGAGCUGAGAGAAGAAGGUAGGGUAUCUCCCAACUUCUCCCUUCUGGACCUGGAUGAAGCUCCCUGCCUUUAAUAAACUGACUGAGUGUG